Messenger RNA from Vicia villosa (hairy vetch), 781 nucleotides. Its product is annotated as dirigent protein 15-like. Bases 30 to 605 code for a protein of 191 amino acids. The record is from RefSeq and is a predicted model, not a curated record. NCBI's taxonomy places the organism in Eukaryota, Viridiplantae, Streptophyta, Magnoliopsida, Fabales, Fabaceae. The transcript has a single exon.
AAGAAAUAUUUGUAUCAAACAAACAAAAAAUGGAGAACAAAUCAAUCAUCAUUGUCUUAGCCCUAUUUCUAUGCAGCAUCACAAUUCCAGUGCAUUCUGAAUACCAUUCAGAAGGAAACAUAAAAGCUCUCCAUCUAAAAGAGAAAGUAACCCAUCUUCAUUUCUACCUCUUCGACAUCCUCAGUGGAAAAAACCCUAGUGCAGUACAAAUCGCACAGCCCAACAUCAGCCUCGGAUCAUCGCAAUCAGCAACACCGUUCGGCCAUCUCUACGCCAUCGACGAUCCGUUAAAAGACGGUCCAAAUGAAACCUCUAACGUGAUUGGAAACGCGCAGGGUCUUUAUUUAUCUUCGAGUAAGAGUGAGAAUUUAACGCUUGUUUUGUACGUUGAUUUUGGUUUUACUACAGGGAAGUUUAAGGGAAGCUCCUUGAGCCUUUUUUCGAGGAAUCCUGUUACUGAACCAAAGCCUCGUGAGUUGGCUAUUGUUGGUGGGAGAGGGAAGUUUAGAUUGGCGAGAGGUUAUGCGAAGGUUAAGACGCAUUUUUUGGAUUUCAAAAAUGGUGAUGCCAUUCUUGAGUAUGAUGUUACUGUUCUUCAUUACUAGUGAAUGUGGGAGAGAAUAAUAAUAUGUUGUUAUUCUGUUUUUAGUUUUGAAUAAAGGGAAAUUAAUGUAUACAUUGUUUUCAUGACUUGUGGUUUUCUUAUGUAUUUUUAUUUUGUUUAGAGUGGUGAUCUAUUUUAUUCAAUGAGAAAAAUGGUGAUGAGUAAGUUAGAUUUUGA